Mesorhabditis spiculigera is the source of this 387-nucleotide messenger RNA. NCBI's taxonomy places the organism in Eukaryota, Metazoa, Nematoda, Chromadorea, Rhabditida, Rhabditidae. The record is from the annotation of a GenBank genome assembly.
AUGGAGAUCGACAGUAAAAUCAAGGCGUACCGCUUCGUCGGCUACGCGGCUGUUUGCUUCUCCACCGUGUCGAUCGUGUCGAUUUGUAUUAUGCUGCCCAUGCUCUACAACUACAUGGGAACCAUCAAGCAGCACGCGCACGCCGACCUAGAGCACUGCAAGGCCCAAAUUAAGGACACCUGGACGGAGGUCUACCACAUGGGAGCCCAACCCCUCAACACCAACCACACCCGUGUGGCUCGCCAAGCCUCGCAACCUGGUGACGACGGAGAGAAGGGCAAGGCCGGAUGCGAUGGAGAGGCCGGAGUCGGCGGUGAGAAGGGAAUGUGCCCCAAGUACUGCGCCCUGGACGGCGGCGUCUUCUUCGAGGACGGCACGACGAGACGC